Molecule: messenger RNA, 707 nt
Organism: Drosophila kikkawai
Lineage: Eukaryota; Metazoa; Arthropoda; Insecta; Diptera; Drosophilidae
Source: RefSeq, a predicted model, not a curated record
AUCAUUCCUAGCUUGUUAUUAUUAUUCUCGUUCACAAAUUCCAAGUUUCGUCAGCCAAAUAAAAUUGCUUAAACCCCUUAAUUUUGCGUACAGGUGAACCUUGGCUGACAUGGAGGCCGACGACGAUUUCGUCCUGGACAAUGAGGCGGCCGAGAUAGAGCGCUUGGACCUGCCUGCUGCCAAGGAGAGUAAAGCCUCCAAUCCCGAGGAGGAGGAUGAGCGCAUAGCUCGCAUCGACUUCCAAUGCUCCGGCUGCGAUAUGCACGAGCUUGUACACUAUUUCGGAAGGGAGCCGCCCUUUGCGUUGGGUAUUAAGUAUCCCGAGGAUAAUUACGUGAUGCGGGAUCCCUUUCAGGCUCCACCACCGCGGUGGCAGGCCAAACCGGAAUUCUACAUUGCUCUGGGGGCCAAGUGCUCCAGAUGCUCCAAGACUGUUUGCAAGGAUCCCGGCUGCAGUUUUUAUUACACGGCCACCUUCUGUUUGCCAUGUGGUCGGGAAGAACUAAAAAACUGGCCCGUAGAGGCCCAAGCCCGUCUUCGGAAACAGCUCUCAGCCAGUUAAGGUACAAAAACUGAUUAAUAAAUAAUGUUUACUAUUUGAUUUAAGACUAAAUUUAGUAUAAUUUAUUUAUUUUUAAAUAUUAUCUUAAGGAUUUUGAAAACGUUUAAGGAAAUAAAGACUCGGUUUGCAUACUUGAUGGCAUUUU